Sitophilus oryzae (rice weevil) is the source of this 1953-nucleotide messenger RNA. RefSeq names its product conserved oligomeric Golgi complex subunit 8 (gene Cog8). Gene Ontology annotation, cellular component: COG complex. Gene Ontology annotation, biological process: intra-Golgi vesicle-mediated transport. Bases 168 to 1853 code for a protein of 561 amino acids. The transcript has 5 exons. The record is from RefSeq and is a predicted model, not a curated record. Lineage: Eukaryota; Metazoa; Arthropoda; Insecta; Coleoptera; Curculionidae.
UGUCCUACACAUGUCCUACAUAGUUGUCCUAAUUUUUUGUACGGAAGAUUUCGUUCUGUCAAAGUUAUAAUUCUAGUUAAUUAUUUUAUGGUGUGGACCUUUGGUUAUUUAUAUGGGUUAUUUAUAACACAACAUAGUUUUUGUAUUAUUAAUAUAUACGCCAAAAAAUGGACGAAGAAAAAAAUUUGUUAAUAUCACUGAUUUUUCCUGAAGGUUAUACAAUUGAAGAGGAUUAUCAAGCUAAUUUUAAAAAGUACUUAUCUUUACUAGGAAAAUACAAAGUCGAAGAAUUAUUAAAAGAACCGCAACAUGUAAAUGUGGAGUAUAAUAAUAUUCAAGACCAGACUCAAGAUUUAGCAGUAACAAAUUAUAAAACGUUUAUUGAAACGUCCGAGUGCUCUAAGGAACUUUUUAGCCAAUUUAAUAUGAUCGAACAUAAACUUAACAACCUAUUAAUUGACAUCCCACAAUUUCAAGAAAAAUCUACCAAUUUUAGUAAAGAAACGGGCCAAAUAAACCAUUUAAGAAAGUUGAAUUCCUUAACUCUUACAAGAAAUGCACAAUUGCUAGAAAUUUUAGAACUGCCCCAAUUAAUGAAUUCUUUUAUAAAUGAUGGAUUAUAUGAAGAAGCCUUGGAGCUAGUAGCCUAUGUUAGAAAAUUAUGUACAAAAUAUAGUGACAUUCCUAUUUUUAAGAGUAUUCUUAAAGAUGUAAACGAUGCAUGGUUUUUAAUGUUACACCAGUUAUUGUCUCAGUUAAAGCAAGAUUUAACUUUAUCAAAGUGUAUUCAAAUAGUGGGUCAUUUAAGACUUAUGGAGAUUUUUACAGAAUUAGAGUUAAAACUUAAAUUCUUGCAAGCUAGAGGAUAUUGGUUGGAACAAUGUUUAAAGUAUAUUCCUAGAGAAGAUCCUACACACCACCUUAAAAGGACCAUAGAAUUGACAAGAGUAAAUUUAUUUAAUAUAAUAACACAGUACAAAGCAAUUUUUAAUGAAGAUUAUAGUCCAAUAAAUUCAAUAAAGAGUGAUGUAAAUGAGAACAACAUAUUUUACUCUUGGAUUAAUGAUAGAAUAUCUGACUUUUUAGUUACUUUAGAAGAGGACUUGAAAUACAGUGUUUUAACAGAAGCUAUUAUGGAACAGUGUAUGUAUUUUGGAUCAUCUUUUGGUAAAGUGGGCUGUGACUUCAGAUUAUUAUUAAUUCCAAUAUUUACUAAACAAAUUAGUGAAAAUUUUAAAGCCUCUAUUUCAAAAGCACUGACCACUUUCGGAAGAAGUAUUGAGAACUUUACAUUGAUAAAUAAACACUUGCCAAAUAUUCCUUGGAGAAAUAAAGAUGGCGAUCCACUUCAUCCUCCAGAUAGUUUGUUGGAGUUUUACCCCUUAGCUGAAUAUUUAAACAAUGUUUUAAGAACCUUUAAUGCAUUUAGAGUUUUUGCUCCAAUAACUCUUCUAAAUGAUGUGACAAAUACCCUGGAAAAUUCUUUAAUUGCGAUAGCAAAAUCUAUAGUAAGAUUACAUUCACAAGAACAACAGGCCUUUACAAACAAUUCAAAGGACGCAUUUACAAGACUCUGUAUGACCUUUUCUGAUGAUUUAAUUCCAUAUAUUCAAAAAUGCAUUCACACAAUUUUUCCAUCUAAUAAAAUUGCAAAUAAAUUAGGUGUUAGCAUUCAAGUUUUGGAAGAAGAGAAUAUCUCAUUUUUAAGGAGAGACUUAAUAGUUGAUUGUAUUAAACAUUUUUUACCUCCCAAAGUUGAACCAAACUUUGAUACAAAAGAAUUUAAUCAGAACAAAUUAAAUACAGAAAACUUGCAUGAACCUAUUCAAUUAGAUGGUUCACCUGAGGCUUAAACUUGUUACUGUUAGAUAUGUUAUAUAUUAACAAUGUGCUUAUUUAUUUAUGUAUUGUUUUUAAAUAUAUAAAAUAAACUUUGUUAUAGUAAGCAUGCUA